Meloidogyne enterolobii is the source of this 3113-nucleotide messenger RNA. NCBI's taxonomy places the organism in Eukaryota, Metazoa, Nematoda, Chromadorea, Rhabditida, Meloidogynidae. The record is from the annotation of a GenBank genome assembly.
UUUGUCUUUACAGACUAACUUGAAUAUUAACAAAAAAUUUUUUUUAGAAUUUUUUAAGAAUUUAUUUUUUUUUUCAGAAAAUGUCUACAACAACUUCCUCUUCAUUUUCUGCUUCUUCCAACAAAGGUUUCGGUAUUCUUGAUUUACUUAGUCAAUCUCCAACUGCCGUCGCUUUUGCUGCUGCAGUUGUGGCUAAGGGGGAAGUUGGAGAAGCUAACGUUAAAAUUGGUGGAGAUGAUGGUCUUGCUUUGAGGGAAGAAGAAGUUUCCUCACCAAUUUGUGACCAAAAACAUCCUUUGCUACCAUUCCUCGAAGACACAGCAUUAUCAACGUCUACAACAACCAAUUUAAUAAUCCCAACAUCCCCUCCCCCUCCCCCAUGUUCUUCUUCUGCCUCUGCCUUUUCCCCUCCUCCAACCUCCCCAAUAAAUCGAAAACGUUCAACAACAAAAAUUACAAAAAUAUCCAGCGCUACAGAAAAAGAAUUAAAUUUAGACGAAGAAUUUGGUAGUGGGGAGGAAGAUGAAGAAGAAGAAAAUAAUGAAGAGGAAGGGGAAAAUAAAUUGAAGGGGGGAGAGGGGAAAAGAUUUGCAAAACCACGUUAUUCCUAUAAUGCACUUAUAACAAUGGCACUUCGUCAAAGUCAAACAGGUCGUUUAACUCUCAAUGGCAUUUAUGAAUUUAUUAUGAGACGCUUCCCGUUCUACAAGACAAAUCGCCGCGGUUGGCAAAACAGCAUUCGCCACAAUCUCUCAUUAAACAAAUUCUUCGUUAAAGUUGCUAGAUCCUAUGAUGAUCCAGGGAAAGGAAAUUACUGGAUGUUAGACACCUCAUCAGAAAACGAAAUCUAUAUAGGCGCCACAACAGGCAAAUUGCGCAGACGACGACCUCCCCUCUGUUCCACAUCAAAGGCAACAAUUCAAAGACACCAUCAAAACCCCCAACCAUUUUUAUCAACAAAUUUAUCAUUUAAUCAACAACAACUCCCCCAUAUAAUGCUCCCACAGCACCCCUCAACUUCCCCUUCUUUUGGCGUUUGUUUGCCGUUACAAACAUCACAACAACAAUUUCCUUCGAUUUUUUCCUUGCCUAAUUAUUCUAAUAAUUUUACUAGUAGAUUUCCGUUUGAAAUGAAUUUUUUGGGGCUAAAUAAUCAACAAAAACAAUUUAUGGCCUGUUUGUUUCAACAGACACAAUUAGAACUGAUACAGAAUGAGAAUGGGGCGAAGGUGCAAUAAUGAGAAUUUAAUUUUGAUUUUGUUCCCAUCUAUUCAUUUUUGUGGACUAUCAACUUUCAUUAGUAGAGCCAACUCAAUAAAAACAAUUUAUGGCUAUCCAAGGGAGGAAAAGUCCAAAAGGAUAUUAGAGGUAGUCCGAAGGGAACAAUAGUGGUAGGGUGAAGGAAACAGGGGUUAGUAAUAGUAUUAUGGGUAGAGUGUAGUGAUGUUCGAGACUCUCGGUCUCGGUUCCCGAGUCGGGAAAUUUCCCGGGUUUUUUGAGCUCUCGGUCUCGGCUCUCGACUCUCGGCUUUUUUUCACUCUCGAACAUCACUAGUAGAGUGAAGGGGGAGGACUCAGAAGGGAGACGUUCCUUUCGGACUACCUCUAAUUAGGGGUAUUCCGAAGGGAACGUCAGGGUUGUAGAGAAUAAAUUUCAUUAUUAGCGACCUCAACACUUAAGAAUUACAUUUCAUCCCUUAGAUUCUAAUGUCUCAACUAACGAGAGUUGAUUACAUAAAUAUUAGACUCUAAACCAGCCAAUUGUGUUCCUCUAAAAAUUUUUUGUUUAAAUUUUGGCGUUUUAUAAAAUCAAAUUUUUGGCGCACGCCCUUAGAAAAUAAGCAAUUUCUUCGAAUAAUAUUUUUAAAUAUUUUUUUUCAUCAUUAUUUUGUAUAAAUAAAAAUAGUUAUUGUAUAAAAAAUUAAUUAAUGACUAAACUAACUAAAAAUAUUUUUCUGGAAACAAAAAAAAAUAAAUUGUCACUUUUGGGGACAAAAAAAAUUUUUCUUAAAAAUACCGACAAGAAACCCCUAAAAAAAUAACCAUGGAAAAAUAAAGAAAAUAUAAAAACAAUUAGGACACCUCAUUUACACACAUAUGCAACAAAAAAUAAAUAAAACAAUGUGUUGUUGCUUCUUUUAAUUUUUCUUUUGUCGUAUUCCGCGCUAGAAACAACCCUCAAGUAUUUUUGUUUCUAAUUACUAUAUUUUCAUGUUAUUUAAAUUUUCCCAAAAUGUUGACGUCCAAAAAGCAUUAAAAUCUUUUUAAUUUUUGAAACUUUUAAUUUUGCCAAUUUUUGAGACUCAAAAUUUUUUGGCGUUUUAAAUAAAAAUUGGCGCACAGGUAGCCGUUGAUUUUUAUUAGUUCUGUUUUCUGAUUUUUCUUUUUUAUUGGAUUCUGAUUUUCUGAUUCUGAUUUUCUAAUAGUGUACUGGAUUUUGGGUUUCUGAUUUCACUCGGUGUUCUGAUUUUUCUGAUUUUUUUGAUCAUGUUCUGAUUUCUUCUGAUUUUUAUUUCUGAUUCUGAUUUCUCGGAUUCUGAUUUUUCAUAUUCUGAUUUCUUCUGAUUUUUAUUUCUGAUUCUGAUUUCUCGGAUUCUGAUUUUUCAUAUUCUGAUUUCUUCUGAUUUUUAUUGAUUCUGGUUCUGAUUUUUCCCUUAAUUUCUUCUGAUUCCUUUCCAUGUCGAUCUUCUGUCUCCAUCACUUAUUAACUCUCUAAUUCCCCCAUGUUGCUCCUUUUACAAAUAAUAUACUUAAAUAACAAUUAGAAGGAAAUCUUAGGGGAAGGGAAAUGGAUGAGGACACAAAAGCGGGAAGAAAGAAGAAAAAAAAGCGAUUAGCGGCUCUCAUUAAAAAAAAAGGAAAAAAAGUGUGGAGAAAAAAAUUUGGUUAAAAAUAGGGGAACAAUAGGGGGAUGAAAAGGGUGUUUUAUAAGAGAAAGGAAGAGGAGUUAAGUUGAAAAUAAAAAAUAAUAAGAAUAUAAAAACGUUUGUUUAACACCGACCACUUGUAAAUAUUUAAAUAUAAAUGCUGUGGAUUUGAGUAGAUUUUUUGAAUUUUUUGGUUAAUUAAAAGAAAGGGAAGAAAAAAUUUCUGGUAGGAUUUUAAAUUUAAUUU